GAGUCUGUGGAAGCACUUCCGAGCCGUCAGCCUCUGUUUGUUCUUACUCGUGUUCCCCGCGUACAUGGCCUACAUGAUUUGUCAAUUUUUCCACAUGGAUUUCUGGCUGUUGAUCAUUAUCUCCAGCAGUAUUCUAACCUCUCUUCAGGUGCUUGGGACACUCUUCAUUUAUGUUUUGUUUAUGGUGGAGGAGUUCAGAAAAGAACCAGUAGAAAAUAUGGAUGAUGUGAUUUAUUAUGUAAAUGGCACGUACCGGCUGCUGGAAUUCCUCGUUGCGCUCUGUGUGGUGGCGUAUGGUGUCUCAGAAACAAUCUUUGGUGAAUGGACUGUGAUGGGUUCUGUGAUCAUCUUCAUCCACUCCUAUUACAAUGUGUGGUUGCGGGCCCAGCUGGGGUGGAAAAGUUUCCUUCUUCGAAGAGACGCUGUGAAUAAGAUAAAAUCACUGCCUGUUGCCACAAAAGAGCAGUUGGAGCAACACAAUGAUAUCUGUGCCAUCUGCUACCAGGAUAUGAAAACUGCUGUAAUUACACCAUGUAGCCAUUUUUUUCAUGCGGGUUGUCUUAAGAAAUGGCUGUAUGUGCAAGAAACCUGCCCUCUGUGCCACUGCCAACUUAAGAGCCCUUCACAGCUACCGGGACUGGGACCAGAGCCAGUUCAACAGCCAAAUCCUAGUGCAGAGCAAAAUACCAGACCUGGAGAUGCAGCUGAGCCCCCUGGUGUUGAACAUGACAAUGGGCCAAGUAUUAAAGAUGGCCCUAGCAAGAGUGACGGACAGGGUGCUGAUGGACAGGACAGCCUGGAGGCCUCUGCUGAGAUGGAGGGGUCUCAAAGCAUGGACAGUGACACAAGCCCAUGUGAGGCCAGCCAGGGAGCAGCUUGUGCUGCAGAACUAAUUGCAGCCCCAGAGGGGUGCCCCGCUCAAGACCCGAGGGCUUGUGUCCGGCUCUAAGGUGACAAAGGAUGACGUGGGAACAAACACAUUUCAGAGAUCCAAGUUUGACUCCGAAGAAAACCUAUCCUUCCACAGCUGUGAAAGAAGUUUAGCUAUUAAUGCUGGUCAAAAUGUAAUCUCCCAUGCUGAUUUUUGUGGGCUGCUUGGUAGCGGUAACUCCAGUGAGAUGUAGUAGAAAUUACUCCAGAAGCUCUCUGAACUGUGGGCAUAGGAAGGAUGUCUGGAAAUAAAUUGCAGUGAAGGAGUGUUUCAAGACGUAGGUGAGGGAGGAACGAGAGGUCUGUGAGAGACUGUAGACAGACGGACAGAACACUAGCUUUUGUUUUGGUCAGGAAGAAGGUAUCGCAUAUAGCCAUGUCCCAGGGUACCUGAGAGGCGUUAAAUGCAGUGAGUUGCUAGUCUCUGACUGAGGUGCAGCUUUGGUUGCUGACAAUUUUUUUAUGGCACGUAAGCAAAAAAUCAAAGAUAUAACAGCAGUGAUUGUACUAGAAGAUGGAAGCACUCUUAAUACGUCAUGUGUAUGCUUUGGGUGUUCUUGGUGGGGCAAUUGCAUUUGAAUUCAUGUAAUCUAUAGUGACUCUUGACUUUUAUGACGGAGUCUUCAAUAUUUUGAUGUAUAUGAAACUUUUCCUAAUAACGGGCACAGUCUGGGCUGUAUGAAGUAAACUAAAGCUCUAAUGAACACUUUGACCUCUGCUGCCAUGCGCAGGAGGAAAGUGGGAUGAGUUUUAGGGCACAGAUAGAGGCCUUGCAGUACCGUGCUGUGUAAUGUUUAAUUCUUGCAGCUGAAUUAAAACAGUAUUAAACUCUGGCGAUAUUUGCACUUUGGGAAUGAGUACAUUAUUGUGUAUGAUCAGACUCCGCAAAUGCCACUUCUAAAGCUGUUAAUAGGUUUGCAACUUUUUUCUUUGACAAGGACAUGUCCAUACUUAAAUUUUUACAUGCAUCAUGGCUUCAAGUAGAACUAGGGAUUGGGGUGGGGAAAUAGGUGGGAGUAGGGGGCAGGCAAUUUUUUUAUGUGAAUUUUGAUAUGAAGAGAAAUUAGUCACUUAUUUAUACGAUAGGCUUGACUCGAGUGUUUUUCAAAGUUGGUAUUCCUAAUGUGAAAUGUGAUACUAUUUUAUUUUUAGUAGUAAAUUUGGAUGUAGACUGACAGACAUAGCUGAAUGUCUUAAUAAAUUACAUUUGAAGAUUUU
Pelecanus crispus (Dalmatian pelican) is the source of this 2148-nucleotide messenger RNA. Lineage: Eukaryota; Metazoa; Chordata; Aves; Pelecaniformes; Pelecanidae. The record is from RefSeq and is a predicted model, not a curated record.